AUGUGGAUAUGGCUUCUUUUUUCUAUUUGUCUUAAUGUGCCCUGCUACGACUGCAUGUGUUUCGUGUGUCCGGAGAUAUGCCGGUGCUCCCUCAAGACCAUCAGAUGCAACAACGCGUCAGAAGACGUCGUAAUGAAUACAAACGGGGUUUACAGUAGACUUGUUUUGAACUACAUCUCCUUGAAGACGAUCAGCAGCCACAGCUUUGAUGGACUGAGAAAAGUCAAAAGAAUAGAAAUUGCACAAAGUGCCAGCUUGGAAAUCAUUGACACAAGAGCGUUCAACAACCUUCUUAAUCUCACAGAAAUCUCAAUCCAAAACACAAGGAGUUUGGUGCGUAUAGGUCAACGGGCCUUCAAUAACCUGCCCAUGCUGAAAUAUCUAAGUAUCUCCAACACCGGCAUAAUGGUGUUUCCUGACUUGACAUCCGUCCUCUCUCUUCAGUCCAAUUUCAUACUGGAUAUUUGUGACAACCUUCAUCUUCAUUCGAUCCCACCAAACUCUUUCACUGGACUCACAAGUGAAGACAGCACAAUGAAUCUGGUCAACAAUGGCUUUAGGGAAAUACAAAGUCAUGCCUUCAAUGGGACCAACAUCUUUAAACUGAUUCUAAAGAACAACAGACACUUAAAAAACAUCCACAGCUCAGCUUUCACAGGAGCAAUUGGACCCGAUGUUCUAGACAUCUCCUCAACUGUUAUAGAGACAUUGCCAUCACAUGGCUUGGAGUCAAUCUUAAUCCUGGAAGCUCGUGCGGCGUUUUCCUUGAAAAGACUUCCACCUCUCCAAGCCUUUGAGAAGCUGAGAGAGGCUCAUCUUACCUACCCCAGUCACUGCUGUGCUCUUAUGAGCUGGGAUACUCUCAGGGAGGCUCCAGUACUUACUGCUUUGAGGAAUGGAUCAGCAUACUGUGAUGGCCAAAAUGUGGUGGGAUCCCUGCCAGACGAAGAGGGUUUUGGGCGUAUAGAUUUCCAGUAUCCGGAAUUAGACAUUUGCCAUACCAGACCAGCUCUGCAGUGCACCCCUAAGGCAGAUGCUUUCAAUCCGUGUGAGGAUAUAGCAGGUUUUGGAUUCCUGCGUGUGGCAAUUUGGUUCAUUAACAUCUUAGCUAUUGUUGGCAACCUGACUGUGCUGCUGGUGUUCUUCACCUGUCGCUGCAAACUGACUGUUCCACGUUUCCUCAUGUGCCACCUGGCCUUUGCAGAUUUAUGCAUAGGAGUUUAUCUUCUCAUGAUCGCUGCUGUGGAUUUACGAACCCACGGGUACUACAGCCAGCAUGCUAUCGAGUGGCAGACUGGUGUGGGAUGUGGGAUUGCUGGCUUCUUGUCUGUGUUUGGUGGAGAGUUGUCUGUCUAUACGUUGUCCACCAUCACUCUGGAGCGAUGGCACACUAUCACUCACGCUCUGAGACUGGAGAGACGCCUCACUCUUCUGCACGCCGCUUGUAUCAUGGCUGCUGGAUGGUUGUUUUGUCUAAGUAUGGCUCUCCUACCCCUGGUGGGAGUUAGCAGUUACAGCAAGGUUAGCAUGUGCCUGCCAAUGGAUAUUGACACACCCUUGGCUCACACCUUCAUUAUUCUCCUUCUUCUCUUUAAUGUAGGAGCCUUCCUACUGAUCUGUGUCUGUUAUGUUCGUAUCUACAUGGCGGUUCGUAAUCCUGAGUUUCCUGGCCGAACCGCUGAUACGAAGAUCGCUAAGCGUAUGGCUGUGCUGAUCUUCACUGACUUUCUGUGUAUGGCACCAAUCUCUUUCUUUGCCAUCUCGGCAGCGUUUAAAAUGCCCCUCAUUACUGUGACCAACUCUAAAAUACUUUUGGUCCUCUUCUACCCAAUCAACUCUUGCGCCAAUCCAUUCCUUUAUGCCAUCUUCACCAAAGCUUUCCGGAAAGAUGUCUGCAUACUUUUGAGUGCCAUAGGCUGCUGUGAGAGCAAAGCCAGAAUGUAUCGUAUGAGACCCUACUGUUCGGAAAACAUAGACAAGAGCAAGAGCAGCUCUGGUGCCCCACCUAAAACAACACGGUCAGUGCUGUUUUAUCAGCUUAAAAAAGAGGGCAUUUCAGACUGA
This is a messenger RNA of Chanos chanos (milkfish), 2064 nucleotides long. RefSeq names its product luteinizing hormone/choriogonadotropin receptor (gene lhcgr). The coding region runs from base 1 to 2064 and encodes 687 amino acids. Gene Ontology annotation, cellular component: plasma membrane. Lineage: Eukaryota; Metazoa; Chordata; Actinopteri; Gonorynchiformes; Chanidae. The transcript is spliced from 11 exons. The record is from RefSeq and is a predicted model, not a curated record. Gene Ontology annotation, molecular function: luteinizing hormone receptor activity; G protein-coupled peptide receptor activity. Gene Ontology annotation, biological process: activation of adenylate cyclase activity; adenylate cyclase-activating G protein-coupled receptor signaling pathway; ovulation cycle process.